AUGAGACUUAAUGGGUGUCCAGGCUUGGUCUGUUUGGAAAUGAGGAACUUUCCCCUUGCUUUAAAAAAGCUGGAGAUUUCAAAAUGUGAGAAUUUACAAUAUUUGGUUGAUGAAAAUGUAAACAAUAAAAGUAUGAGUAGCAAUACUUGUCUACUCGAGCACUUGGAAAUAAUGGAUUGUCCAUCGCUAAUAUGGUUAUCAUCAAGGGGCGAUAUAUGCAAUCGACUUCAACAUCUCGAAAUUGGAAGUUGUUCAAAGCUAAGUAUCUUAUUUGUGAACGCCAAGUUACCCGCAAUGCUUCAACAACUAGUUAUUUGGGAUUGUCCAGUGUUAGAAUGCAUAGCCCAAGAUUUCCAUGAAACUCUUGAUCUCAAAAGUAUAAAAAUUUUUUGUGCUGAAAAUAUUAAAUUAUUACCAAGAGGAUUGGACAUAUCCUCCCUUCGAGAAUUAAAGGUGGUUUAUUGUUCGGAUGACAUAUCCUUUCAGGAAGAGGGUUUUCCUACCAACCUCACAUCACUUGAAAUCUCAAACGCACCUAGAAUUUACACAUCACUUGUUGAAUGGGGAUUUAACAGACUCACAUUUCUUCAAGAACUCAAAAUCAGCGGUGAAGGAUGCUCAAAUGUGGUGUCGUUUCCAGAAGAAAGAAUAGGAAGGAUGCUGCCUCCUUCUCUCACCUAUAUCAGCAUUCAUAAAUUUGAAAAUUUGGAAUACAUGUGCUCCAAGGGCUUUCAACAUCUGACUUCUCUUCAAAAAUUGUUCAUUGUCAAUUGUUCUAAGCUCACAUCUCUUCCAGAAAAAGAUAUGCUUCUCUCGCUAGAGUGGCUAUAUAUUUCCAAUUGCCCGUUGCUAGAAGAAGGGUGCAGUAGGGGUAAAGGACGAGAGUGGUCCAAGAUUGCCCACAUACCUUUUGUUCAAAUUGAGGCGGAUCUUGACAAAAGGAUUGGAGUGGAAAAAGCUUCAACAGUGAUGUUAUCAAAUGUUUAUGAUAUGGAGUGA
Messenger RNA from Gossypium raimondii (Peruvian cotton), 999 nucleotides. Its product is annotated as putative disease resistance protein RGA1. The record is from RefSeq and is a predicted model, not a curated record. The transcript has a single exon. The coding region runs from base 1 to 999 and encodes 332 amino acids. Lineage: Eukaryota; Viridiplantae; Streptophyta; Magnoliopsida; Malvales; Malvaceae.